UCUCUCUCUCUCUCUCUCUCUCUGUAGACUGCAGCAGUUACCUUUUGAUUCCUUCAAACAGAAUAAUUGUUUUCCUGAUUAAAAGCUUUAGAAAAUCAUUUUUCAAGAAGAUAGGAUCUUUUCGGUUUCAGCGAUAAAAUUUUGCUGCCGAAUUUUCUGGCAGAUAUUCUUGCACGACUGAGGAUUUUUCUUUAUGGGUCUUGUUUUUAGGGCUAUAAAGGUUGAGAAAGUUCUUUACUUUUGGAGAAAGAUGAUGAUGGGGAUCGGUGAAGAGGAUCGCUCUCAACGUCGAUUUUAAGAGGCUCUGUCGUUGGUAAGGGAGUGUUUGUGGGUCAUCGUUCUUUUCAUUUUGACCUGUUCAUGAUUCUUUAAUGGUUUGAUUAGGGUUUUUCUGUUGGGGUUUGGACCUGGAUUUCUGAGAGAUUAAAAGACUACACUGUUCAAGGAGCGAGUAGAUACAUUUGGCUAGUGGAGCAAUUGACAAGGAUAUUGUGAAUUUCUGAUAUAUAAUUAAAAGAACAACAAAAUGGUUGCAAAGGGAGGCCAAAGUAUAGCAGAUUCACCUAAGGUACAGGUUGGAGAGAUAGACACCAGUGCGCCAUUUCAGUCUGUUAAAGAUGCUGUCACUCUUUUUGGUGAAGGUGCUCUUUCAGGGGAGAAGCCUGCCAUCAAGAAGGCAAACCCUCUGUCUGCGGAGAGAGUAAUGGCUAAAGUGACACAGCUUCACCUGGCCAAGAAAGAGUUGAAGAAAUUAAUAGACCGACUAGACAAUGCUGAGAUAACUAGGUACCAGGCACUAAUGGAAGUAGAGAAGGCCAAAAGAACAGUUGAUGAUCUGAACAGCAGGCUAAAAGCUGUUAAGGAGUCCAAGGAUGCAGCAAUCAAAGUGACAGAAGCAGCAAAGAAUCUGGCAAAGCAAAUUGAAGAAGCAAAUUCUGGAAACCUUCCUGGAUCAGAUGGUGCUCGAAAGCAGGACCUAGAAAUGACUACAGAACAGUAUAUGACAGUCUUUACUGAACUAGAUUCUGCAAAGCAAGAACUAAGGAAAAUUCGUCAAGAUUGCAGUGCAACUUCCGAAGCAAAGGUAGCUGCUAUCAAACAGGCAGCUGAAGCUGAAGAGGCAGCCAAAGUAAACUUGGAGAGAGUUAGUGAGCUCUCAAAGGAAAUAUCCUCUUUGCAGGAAUCUAUUGGAAAAGUGAGGGAUGCAUAUGUUGAAGCCCAGCAAGAGCAAGCAAAAAUUUUGGCGGAGAAGGAUGUUGAGAGGCAAUCCUAUAUAAAUAUGAUGAGUGAGGCUGCUAACAAAUUGUUUGCGAAGAAUCAUGAAUCUGAUCCAGAAUAUAUUAGAAUUGUUCAACAAAAGCUGGCUGAAAAAUGUGAUCAGAUUAAGGCUCUCAAGAAACAGAUGGAAACUGCAAAGGCUUCAGACUUGGAUUCUGUGAGAACUGUAACCUCGGAGUUGGAUGAUGCUAAGGAAUCACUGCAAAAGGUGGCUGAAGAAAAAAUAUCCUUAAGCCAGUUGGCUAACUCUCUUAGGCGGCAGCUUGAAAAUAUGAAGAUAGAAUAUUCUGAACUGAAAGAGAAGGAAGCUGAAACAGAAUCUACUGCAGGAAAUCUGCAUGUAAAGCUCCGGAAAAGUAAGUCUGAGCUUGAAGCAUGCCUUGGAGAAGAAUCCAAACUAAGAAGUGCUACCGGAGAAAUGAUGAGGACACUUGGCCAACUAACAUUGGAUACUGAAACGGCCAAAAACGAAGCAGAGGAGAUGAAAGAGAAGGCUAGAGAGUUGAAUGGAGAAGCUAAAACCACCAGAGUUGCACUUGAAGAAGCUGAGAAAAAGUUGAGAGUUGCUUUAGAAGAAGCUGAAGAAGCAAAAGCUGCUGAGUCAAGAGCCCUUGAUGAGAUUAAAUCCUUGUCUGAGAGAACUAAUGCUGCACGUAUCUCGACCUCAGAGUAUAGUGCCCAGGUCACAGUCUCUAGGGAAGAGUUUGAGGCUUUAAGCCGGAAAGUUGAGGAAUCUGUUAGAUUAGCAGACAUGAAAGUGGCUGCUGCUAUGGCUCAGGUGGAAGCUGUGAAAGCGAGCGAAAAUGAGGCCCUCAAGAAGUUGGAGGCAACUCAGAAGGAGAUUGAGGAUAUGAAGACCGCAGCUGAGGAGGCAUUGAAAAAGGCAGAGAUGGCCAAUGCAGCUAAAAAGGCAGUGGAAGCAGAGCUGCGAAGAUGGCAUGAACGAGAGCGAAAGAAGGCAGCUGAAGUUGCAGCCCGAGUUCAGGCAGAAAUGGAGAUGCGUACUGAGCCGUCCCCCCCCCACCAUUACCAGAUUCAAAAGCCAAAUCUGCCAGAGAAACUAUUCGAUUCCCGGAAGCUGGAAAAGGAGAAACCCAAGAAAGCUCUUAUGCCUAGUCUCAGUGAUAUAUUUCAAAAGAAAAAGAAUCUCGUCAAAAGUGGAUCUCUUUCUCUUUUGCCUGGCGAGAAGCCUGUGUGACUUCAUGUUUGGAAUGCCUGAUCAUCCAAUUACAAACUGCUGGGAGAGGAGAAAACAUGGUUGACUGUUUAUAUUUGAGAGGUAGAUUUCUAUCAAAAGUUUAGUUAGUUCUUGGUUUGUUUGGGGAGAGAUGGACCAUCAACUUGAAAGUAAUGUCUUUGUAUAUGCAACAAGUCGGUUGGUAUUGAAUGAUGAUUUGGUAGCAGAAAUGAUUUUGCAUUUAUUCUGUCUCGUAUAUUUGCAAUCAGUAAAACGCUACCUACUCUGCAAUUGCUGUUGCUGAUUUCAAGACAUGCAAGCAUGUGAAAUAGAGUUAAUUAGUUAAUUAA
Molecule: messenger RNA, 2805 nt
Organism: Carica papaya (papaya)
Lineage: Eukaryota; Viridiplantae; Streptophyta; Magnoliopsida; Brassicales; Caricaceae
Source: RefSeq, a predicted model, not a curated record